Messenger RNA from Striga asiatica, 1187 nucleotides. NCBI's taxonomy places the organism in Eukaryota, Viridiplantae, Streptophyta, Magnoliopsida, Lamiales, Orobanchaceae. The record is from the annotation of a GenBank genome assembly.
AUGGCCGCUCAAGCCUGCUACGUUAACCCUGACGAGUGGGAACUAAUAACUGAUGAUGGCUACGUCUACAAGCGCAGGAAGCGCCCGCGCCUCGACUCCGGCGGCGCCACCACCACCACCUCCUCCUCCUCCGCUCACCCGCCACCUGAUCCGGCGGCGGAGAAGAAGCACCGCCGCGAACGGAAGAAGAAGGCUCUGUUGAUGCUGAGGGACCAGUACUUACAGGAAAUCAGUCGGUGGGAACUUUUGUCGAACACGUUAAGGCAAAUGGAGCAAAAAGCCCAAACGCCGUCGCUGGAGCAGAAUCAGGAGCUGGAUCCCUGGACGACGUCGUUUAGCGGGGCCUCCGUCUCGGAAAACGCUGGUGCGGGUUCAGAUUCAACUCGCCGGAGAUUAGUUGAUGAUCUCCUCACUCAGGCUGAAGCACAGGAAAUCAUAAUUAAGGAUGUUUCAAAGUUAUGUGAUAUAGCGGAAGCAUUGUGCAGUGCUGAGGAGGAAAGAUUGAAACAGCAGCUUACCGAUUUACCUAUAUGGGAUCCUUCUCCACAAGACCUCAUGGCUGCUUUAGGUAAACAAUAGUGUCCUUGAGAAACAUGUAUUUGCAGAAACAAAAGAACAAGGGGAAAAUGAAGUAGCAAUUGGUAGAAAUUGUACAAUGGUCUUAGUUGUUCAAUUUGUAUCUAAUGAGUAUUCAACUGUAGUGGAUGGAACUAGAUUUAUUAGAAAAUAGGGUUGACAUUGGUAGGCUUGUUCAUGAUUAUCUAAGUAUGAGAAAGGGCACUUGUUUUUUAUGUCACUAUUAAUUAGGGUUGAAAUUGGUAAGGGAGUUCAUGAUUAUCCAAGUGUGAGAAAGGGCAAUUCAUACUUUAGUCUGGUGGAUUCUCCUUCGUGCUCGAGUAAUUUUGGAAACUAUCAAUAUUUUUAGGUCGUUGUGGGAUGGAAGGUUUCUGAUAUCUCAAGCGAGAGCACGGAAGAGUUUGUGUGUAUUACUGGUUUUUGUUUUGUUUUUUCUUUUAUUUUUUUUUCUUUUUCAAUUUGUUGAGAGAUGGUGAGUGAUGUUCGAGUGUUUGUAGCUAGGUGUGAGCUCUUAAAGCAGCAAAUUGAAUUUUGUAGAUAAAGUUUAUUUGAUGAUCUUUUACCGUUUAUGCUUUUGUUGCAUGUGCAUAUAAGUAUUAUGUUGAUCAAAU